AUGCCGUCGCAUCAGGCCUUGGUUGCCGCUUCGGCGCUGGGCUUCAUGACGAAGGCGGAGAGCCAGGCGAGACGGGUCGCUAUUCUCGAGCAGAAGCUAGCGGCCCUUGAGUCGGCGCACGCUGAUAGAAGAGCUUGCGGCAACACUUGCAGCAACAGAGAAGAAGCUUGCCGCGUCGUCGAGGCGUCGGUGGCGGCGCUCCUGCAUGAGGGCGGCACAAUGCGGAACAAGGGUUGCAACCUGGUAAAGAACUCGCUCGCUGACCUGUUUGACGCGCUCGCGAGGAUCAUCCGGCGCGGCGACCCAGUCGUGUUUGUCACUGGCUCGGGUUUGUCUGCGCCGAGCGGCAUUCCGACGUUCCGAGGCGCGGAGGGCGUGUGGGCCAAGUGGGUCCUGGAGUGGGGCACACGCGCCGCCUUUCUCGCCGACCCUCGCGGCUGGUAUGACAAUUUUUGGAUCCCAGCACACGUGGUCGCUGAGCCUGGUUCAACGAGCGAGCGGACCUACGAGCCGUCCGCCGGACACUUCGCGGUUGCGGAGGUUGCCGCGUGCCGCCAGACCAACGUGCAC
Molecule: messenger RNA, 570 nt
Organism: Emiliania huxleyi CCMP1516
Lineage: Eukaryota; Haptophyta; Isochrysidales; Noelaerhabdaceae
Exons: 4
Source: RefSeq, a predicted model, not a curated record